AUGUGUGCAUUGUGCAAAUAAUUGCUUGCAAUAGAGGACGUGUUUCAUUGUAAUUUUGUUAAGAAAGAGUUUAAUAUGACUUUACGGCCUUUAUCUAAUGAACUAGCUGAAAAGGCGCGUUUGGAACUCAACGAGGAUCCAAAUCGUAUAAACGAUGAUCUGCAACAUAUCAAAGAUUGGUUGGCGAAGCAACCACAUCUACGCGCAAGAACGGACGAUCAAUGGUUGAUUGCAUUUCUCCGAGGAUGCAAAUUUAGCUUAGAACGAACUAAAGAGAAAAUAGACUUAUAUUACUCUGUUCGUAACACGGCACCAGAUUUUUUUCGAAUUAGACAUACCGAUCCUUUAUUCAAUGAAAUUCUGGACCUAGGAUCGACAGUUGUAUUGCCAAAAUUGGCAAGUCCCGAUGCACCUCGGGUUACAAUAAUAAGACCUGGACAAUAUGAUGCAGACAAAUAUCCAAUCGCCGAUGUUUUAUCAGUAAACACAAUUAUUGAUAAGAUUCUAUUAAUGGAUGACGACAAUAUGGUGGUAGCCGGCAACCAGUUUAUUUUGGAUUUAGACAAAGUGACAAUGUCACAUUUCUUACAAAUGACACCGAUGACUAUGAAAAAGAUGGUCGUCGCUUCACAGGACGCAUUACCUUUACGUAUGAAGGGAACUCAUUAUUUAAAUACUCCAGCGGGUUUCGAGACAGUGUUUAAUGCAUUGAAAAGUUUACUGAAUACGAAGAAUCAGAGUCGACUCUACGUGCACAACAAAAAUUACGAGGAUAUGUACAAAUAUAUACCAAAAGAGAUCUUGCCCUCUGAAUACGGAGGUAAUGGUGGUACUGUCAAGGAAAUUACAGACUAUUGGAAAAAGAAAGUGGAGGAGUACAGCGACUUCUUAGAGGCAGAUUACCAGUACGGCACUGACGAGACCAAACGUCUCGGCAAACCGAAGACCGCAGAGGAUAUGUUCGGAUUAGAAGGAUCCUUCAGGCAGUUGAAUUUUGACUGAGUCGCAAGAAAAGAUGUUAUAUUAGAAAAAA
Messenger RNA from Papilio machaon (common yellow swallowtail), 1033 nucleotides. Its product is annotated as alpha-tocopherol transfer protein-like. Gene Ontology annotation, cellular component: membrane. The record is from RefSeq and is a predicted model, not a curated record. Gene Ontology annotation, molecular function: phosphatidylinositol bisphosphate binding. Lineage: Eukaryota; Metazoa; Arthropoda; Insecta; Lepidoptera; Papilionidae. The coding region runs from base 76 to 1002 and encodes 308 amino acids. The transcript has 7 exons.